Molecule: messenger RNA, 2760 nt
Organism: Penicillium pulvis
Lineage: Eukaryota; Fungi; Ascomycota; Eurotiomycetes; Eurotiales; Aspergillaceae
Exons: 1
Coding region: 1-2760 (919 amino acids)
Molecular function (GO): triacylglycerol lipase activity
Source: RefSeq, a predicted model, not a curated record
AUGGUGUCCCUAGUCGCCGACCAGCCUGAUCCGCUAGGCUCUCAAUCGGACAAAGGACUCGAUCAACAACAGCCGCAACAAGUAUCCUAUUCGUCCGAAUCGUCCGGCAUUGCGGUCGCAUCCGAAUCUCCCUCCCAAUACUCCUCCUUCUCGAGCUCCGACAGCGAUGGCCCAACCCCGCACUUCGACAGCUAUGCGAACGAAGAUGAUGCCGACGACGUCGUCGGUGUCAGCAUUGGUCCCACCCAGAGCCGCAUGAAAGCUCGCGCAACACCUGCCGAAGAGAAAAAUCGUAUCUUGGAAUCCCACGGCGGCUAUUUCAACGAGGUCCCGGACGCUGUCGGCGAGGAUGGGCUGUUCGUCUCCGAAAUCACGGCGGAGCCCGAAUCGGUGGAGUCUGACGAUUUGGCGGCCCAACGGGCAGAGGCUAAGCCGGCGACUCAGAGGGCUCUAGGCGUGCUCCCUCAUGCACAAACCUUGCCGGUGGAGCGCCGGACGCCACGCGGUCCCCACACCGGAGGCUCUGCGUCAGCUGCCGCGUUGCAUGAGCCCAAGGAGUCCGGGAUUCAUCGAUCAAGCUUCACCCGGUCGUUGCUGAAAACGUCGCUUCCUCGUCGGCCGCGAGCAUGGUCUGGGGAGCUGAAGAAGUUCUUUCCGGACUUGGGCGCGCUGGCGAAGCGGCCAACGCUGCCUUUCCUAUCUCAUAAUGCCCACAACCGAGCCCGCAGCCAAACCGUAGAAGGCGCGGGAAAACGGAGCUCGACAUUCCUGCAGAAAAGAACUGCUUCGUUGGAUCGGCGUCAUCCCCUUUCGCCUACGUUGCCCAAUGGAGCGGAUCAUGAUUCGGAUGAAGCUGAUGAUGGCCAUCAAGUUCCGGAAUUAAAGUCGGUGGAAGCAAGCUCCGCUGUAAAGCAUUCUUUCGCCCGGCGGCCUAGUGCGACGCCGGGACGACCGCCAAGUCUACGCCGAUCAUCUUCGGAUCAAUCGUUGUACUUGCGUGCAUCGUCCACGGCGUCCUCGUUGGAGCAACGGCCGCGAUAUGAGAAUGUGCAUUCCCAGGUCAAUAGCCGGUUCAAAGCGAUCAAAGAUUCCUUGCAGGAUUCAAGUAGCCGCUUGCUUAGUAUGCCAGGCUUGAAUCUGCAGGACAUUCGUAAUGAUUGGAACUCGAAGCCAUUCUUCCCCGAUUUGGGAAAUUCAUCGGCUUCGGCUGAUAAAGAGGUGACUCGCUCAGUCCAUGCAGCUGCGACGCCGCCACCUCCUCCACGACAACACCCACAGUCUACACAUCCAAUCCUGGAAGAAGCCAUGUCAGAACUGACCGGCGAUAUCGUGAUUUUGGGCGGUUAUAGAGGCUCCAUUUUGCGAUCUGCCAAGCCACCCCAUCGCCAGUUGUGGGUUCCAAUGAAAGUGGGAUUGAAUUUGCGCAAGGUCGAUCUGGAGGUUGGUCUGACUCGGGAAGAUGAAGAGCGCAUGGAAGAGACCAUCAUCCCAUCCGGUGUCCUUUCUCAUGUCGGGCCCGUGGAUGUGUGCCGUCGACUAAUGAAGCGGCUUCGAAAAUGCGAGAACGCUGUCCGCGGUGAUCUUCGCGUCUGGGACUACGGCUAUGACUGGCGUCUAAGCCCAGACCUCCUUUCCAAGAGGUUAAUUGAAUUCCUUGAAGGACUGCCAUCCAACCGCCCGAACGGCGAGACUGGCCAGAGACGCGGCGCCUACGUAGUCGCCCAUAGUCUUGGCGGCCUAAUCACCCGUCAUGCCGUCAAUCAACGACCCGAUCUCUUCGCCGGCGUCUUAUACGCCGGAGUACCCCAGCACUGCGUGAACAUUCUUGGCCCACUCAGAAACGGUGACGACGUCCUUCUCAGCUCCCGCGUCCUAACAGCCCAAGUGAACUUCACCUUCCGUACCAGUUUCGCCCUCUUGCCAGAAAACGGCCGCUGUUUCAUCGACAAGCAAUCCAAAGAAGAAUACAGAGUAGAUUUCUUCGAUCCCGCAAACUGGGAUGAACACCGCCUUUCCCCUUGCAUCCAGCCAUGUCUCCCUCCAAUCACAGCUACUGGCCGCGGCUUCAAAGCCUCCGCUCUAAUCGGAAAGCGAUUCUCCAUGGGCCCGCGCGAGGACGCCGAAACCAACGUCCAAGAUUUUGCCGACUUCCACGACCAAACUACAACAACGGAUGAAGAUAUCUCCGCACGCAACCCACCCCGCUCUGCCCACUCUGCAUCUGAGUCUCCUGCGCGCCCGGUUUCCGAGAAGAUCCAGGAGAACAUUCAACUCCCAGCAGAUGGUAUGAUAGGCCCGGUCUCAAACCCACGAGGUAGUGCCGGGUCAUCCAAAGCCUCGACAACGAGCACUAUUCCCCGCGCUGUGGCCAUGGAGUACCUGAAACGCACUCUUGCGGAGGUCAAGCAGUUCAAGUCGGAGUUGGACUUCCAGCCUGCUCAUCAAAUCGGUAAUAAGUACCCGCCUGCUGCUGUGUUGUAUGGCAAGGGUGUGCCAACCGUAUAUGGAGCCCGGGUUGUCUCGCGCGAGGCGAUCAAGCAUCAGGAUUGUUAUGAUGAUCUGGCCUUUGCGGCUGGUGAUGGUGUCUGCCUGGCUUCUGCUGCGAUGUUGCCGCCCGGAUACCGGAUAAUCAAGGGUGGGCUGGUGAAGAGUGACCGUGGUCAUGUUGGACUACUUGGUGAUCUCGAGGGUGUGGGGCAGUGUCUGAGAGCUAUUGUUCGAGGACGCCGUGAAGGUGUUGGUAUGGGCAGCCAGAAGUGA